AUGGGAGGUGCACAAUCUAAUCUGCCUCCUCGUCCUUUAGGUUUUGAAUAUUUCUGUAUUGCUAUUCGAUCGUCAGACAAAGUUCGCGUUAUCCUCGGAACGGAUUACGAAGUCAAUAUUAUUCGACAGGCCAUACAAGAAUCAUGGCCGCCCGGUAUACAAAACGAAUCUUUCCAACUCAAUGGUGUACACGAAUUCAAACUGAACGGACGCCCUUUUUUGCUGAACAUUUCCUUCGGCGAUGCUGUCAUGUCCAGGAGAAUGGCGGGGAAUAUUUUGCACGGACUGUACCGGGUUGGGUGGAGGCUGAUUAUGUCUAGCGACUUAACUAGGACAACAGAAUUGACCACUUGGGUGUUCAAGAAAGUUCCCGUGGCAGUGGUAUCUUCUUACCCGUUUAUGGUAGUGGGAUUGAGCAGUACUGACAGUUUUAUGAUUCUGAAUGCACCGACUCAACUGCACCAAACAUUCAAGGACGUAAUCGGGAAAUCUUGGCCCCCGGGGAUACAGAAUUGGUCUCUUGAGAAUGGUGUAUUGUUGAUCAAAUUGAGAGGUACCCCCUGGCGACCAGAUGGUGAGGAAACCGUGAAUUCGAGAGUCCUUUUGCAAACCCUUGUGAGUGAUCUUCUCCCAAAACAAUGGAAUUUAUAUGGUAAUUCUAAUCUCAAAAGCAACACCAACACGCUGUUCUUUGAACAUGACCCCAACAUCAUGCUUGGGCAAUAUUCUGUCAAUCACUUCAUCAUAAGCCUCAACAAACAUGACACCCUAAGGCUGAUAGGCGUUCCAGACAACUUGAACUUUGCCAUCCGUGACACUAUCCAGACCAGCUGGUUAAGAGGAAUCCAAGGUGAAUCGUGCUACUUUGGCAGCUGGGAGUUCAAACUAAGAGGGAACCCAUGGUGGGCUUCAGGAGAAGAGGCAGUAGACUCCAGGUAUCUGAUAUUAAAGAUGAUUGAAACCCUACAGGCUUAUGGAUGGAGCAUCAUUGCAAGUAUUGCCAGCUCAAGGAAACUGUCAGAUAAAAGUGCCCUACUUUUCAGACAGACACAACCAAGACAGAUGCCUGUUUUCUGUCUGAGUUUGAAUGAGACCGACAAGCUGCGGCUGAUUAAUGCACCAGAGGAUAUCACCAAGGUAAAAAAAAGUGAAAAACAAAAAGAGUAAAACCUGUAUUACAGGGAAACCAGAUGUUCUUUUGAGCACUGCUUAGUGAUACUGUAAACUAACUAUUAUUACCCCCCCCCCCCCCUACAUCAAUUAUACAUGACUAUGGUAUUGUUAUGCAAGGUUGAUGUUUUAAUUGGCGGUUUGCUCAGAGGUAAUUGAAAGUUCAAAUUGCACCUUGUCUCAGGGUGGGUGUUUUAUUGUAGUUAUCUUAGGUCACUUCGGAAAAAAAACCUCAAGUGCCUUGAUAAUAUUAGUAAGCAGACUAAGCCUUGUAGGCACAGAAUUAUAUGCUGUUCACUUAUAUUUGUUGGAAUGGUGCAUUGUAAUUCAAGGUAAUAUACCAGCAAUAUUUUCUAUCAACAGGAAAUAUAUGCAUGUUUGAAAUAUAUUUUUUUACAGUUUAUUUUCUAGGCCUAGACUCUCAUUUUUGUACAUCUCCAAAAAUGGAAUAAUACUUUAUUCUUUUUUCAAACUAUUUUUCAGGUAUGUCAAAAUGUAAUUCAAAGCCAGUAUGUUCUUGGAGUUCAGAGAAUACAGCGUUAUGGCAACAGCCUUGAGUUCAAACUUCUUGGUAACCCAUGGAACUGUGGCAUAGACGGUCAUGAUGGACUUCAUGGCAGAAGUCUGAUAUGCCAUUUAAUUAAUGCUCUAGCAAGCCGCAGUUGGAGGCCGGUCACUUCAGCAGACGUGUCGGCGAAAUAUGUCCAUCAGGAUAAGGGUGCUGAUUAUCCCAUUGAUGUUGACAGUAUAUUCUUUGCACAUGACCCCACACCGGUUCAGCCAUCAGCGCCACCUCCAGUGCCUUAUUUUCAGUCAUAUUCCCAGCCUUAUGGUCCCCCACCAUCUUAUGGUUCUGUGCAGUAUGAUAACCCUCCUCCGUAUGAUCCACCAGCUUAUGGAGGAUUUGCUAUGCAGUAGUAAGGCUUAAACCCUUUA
Porites evermanni is the source of this 2106-nucleotide messenger RNA. The record is from the annotation of a GenBank genome assembly. NCBI's taxonomy places the organism in Eukaryota, Metazoa, Cnidaria, Anthozoa, Scleractinia, Poritidae.